Messenger RNA from Eremothecium cymbalariae DBVPG#7215, 3939 nucleotides. RefSeq names its product GTP-Rho binding exocyst subunit SEC3 (gene SEC3). The record is from RefSeq and is a predicted model, not a curated record. Bases 1 to 3939 code for a protein of 1312 amino acids. Gene Ontology annotation, biological process: Golgi to plasma membrane transport; exocytosis. Gene Ontology annotation, molecular function: phosphatidylinositol-4,5-bisphosphate binding. The transcript has a single exon. Gene Ontology annotation, cellular component: exocyst; plasma membrane. NCBI's taxonomy places the organism in Eukaryota, Fungi, Ascomycota, Saccharomycetes, Saccharomycetales, Saccharomycetaceae.
AUGUUGAAGCGGUUUUCACAUAGCAGAGGGAAUUCUGUGGAAGACAAUUCAGGCGGUCAUUCUGUGUUUCAUAAGAGGACUGCAUCGAACCAUGGGCCUCCAAGUGCGGGUCCUAUGUCAGCGGCUAGUCAUAGAAGGUCUACGUCUAGAUCGAGUGUUAGCAGUGUUUCGAGCAAUCUUUUGGCUGAGUUAUAUGAGCGAGAUCGGAGAAGUAUAGUUCAGUCUUGUUUUCAGAAAGUUGAUGGCAAUACCGGGUUGCCGUUGAAUGUUUAUAUCACGCAUGUUAGGAUCAUUGAGGAUUCUCGAUAUCCUAGUUCUAGACCUUCCCCGGAUUCCCCGUUAACUAAUAAGAAGAAACGAGUGUUGAUUGUCAGUUCCAAGGGUGAUACGAUGAAGAUGCAAGUACAUAAGGCUCGUGAAAACAGCAAUGGGACGUUUCAAAUAGGUAGGACCUGGGAAAUGAAAGAGUUAACUAUGAUUGAAAGAGAUCUAGAGAGAAAUGAAGGAUUUGUGUUUAUUAUGGGGAAGAAGUAUUAUUGGGAAACCAAUUCUGCCAAAGAAAGAACUGUUUUUAUUAAAAGCAUUGUGAAAAUGUAUAUGGAAAACUCUGGUGGACACGUCCCGCAGUUGGUCAAUUGGGAUCUAGCAAUGUUUUAUCUUGAUGAACAAAGUUACCAACGUGCCGUUAUUCGAGGUAAGGCACAACCUGAUGAUUCCCGCUCCCACCAAAGGGAGAACCAUUUCAACCCGUCUAGUGCUGGCUCGCAGACAGCGCAGGCUGCAAUAAUUCAGAGACAUCAUCAGCCGCAAGCUCAGAGAAGCGCGUUCAAUGAAGCUUCUUCUUUGCCACAGGAUCAAUAUUUUAUAGACGGUUCAUUACCUAUAAAGAGUGCAAACCGUCCUUCGCACGAACAUGUUAAGGAAGCUUCUAAUCCAUCCUUUUCACCGUACAAACAUUCAACGUCACAGAGCACCCCCCGUACGCUUCCGCAUGAAUCUCUUCGGCCUUCUUCGGAUUCAUCCAAUUUACCAUCUGCUACACAGGCCGUUGUAACUCAGACGCCAGUGCCUCCCUCGAGUGCAGCUCCCCUUCCUCACCAAGGUUCACAUCCAUACUCUAAUUUCUACUCACGCGGAAUGGCGGAGGUGGCAUCUUCAAAAUCUUUACAUCCUUCCCCUUAUUCAAUUAAUUCUGCAAAAUCUGAUCCCCCAAAGCAACUAGUUUCCCCUGUAUUGCCACUGAAUGUUGCCGCUACCACUGUAUCCAGUGCAGAGAAUCGUAAACCAGAUGUAUCCAAUGCGAACCAUCAUAAUCAACCUGAUGCCAUCAAUAAUUUGUUAAAAAACAUGGCUGGGUCAAGGUCUCCUCAAAGGCCAGUGGAUCAUGACAGCCAAAGAUUUCCAGCAUCCAACGCAAAACCGACAGCUGCUUCCAUUAUUCCGGCUAUUGAAUCUAGAAUAUCAAUAGAAAGUGAAAAGUUCUACGAUGAUUUAAAUGAGGUCCUUAGGAAUUCUACUAUUGUUGAUAAUUCGCCCUCAGCAGGUCCAAACUUGGAACCUGAACAAGAAAAUGCUUUUGAAUCAACUCGCGACAACUUAAUAAGCAAUAAAAACAUAAACAUUGUUAAUGAUACGAGUAAUGAGCUUUCAUUUGAACCUGGGGAUGAAGUGCGAUGUAUGAAGUCAACUAAUGAAAAUGUUGUCGAGGAAACCACCAAUAGUCAACUGACACCCUCCUUUGACGGAGAUCAAUUGGCCAAAAAUUCUUCUGACUGGUCAGCAAAUAAUAUAGUUGAGGAUUCUAGGGAAUUAGAAGUAGUUGAUUAUGAGGCAUUGGUAGAAAUUUUAAACGAAACAAACUGGCUUGACCAUGAUGACCCUCGUUCAUUACUGGAGCGUCUCUCAGUUAAAUUGGCUGAGGCUGAAUACCAAUUUAAUAGGCAAUUAAUGUUGCUACCUAAGAAGGCCUCGGAACUUAAGCGAUAUAAUGAUAAAGCCACUCAGGAAUGUGAUAGGAUGGAUCCAACGUUGUCCUUAUUUACCAUGGAAUUAUCCAGUGUUUCUAGGGAUAUUAAAUAUGUGGAAAGUCAAUUUAAUGGCUUGCAGGUAGAGAUCGCUAAUAAGAAAUUUCUUUGGACGGACUUAUCGAGUAUUCUAGAUUCUGUUUCGUUACCUGAAUCUUCGCUUGAACAGUUGUUAACACUCGAUUUAAAUGAAACUAAUUUGGAUACAAUCGAAUCGUUAUUAACAGCACUUCACAAGGCUCUUGGUGCUAUUAAAGGAAGUGAGAAGAAAGAGGAGUAUAAUUUAGGUGAAAUAAGAGCAUUAAAAGAUAGACGUCAAGCCUACGAAAAGAUUACAAACGUUUUUCUAAAGCGUGUUGUGAUGCAAAUGGAUGAAAAAUUUAAAAAUCUAGAUUCCAAGACUACGGCACUGACUACUGUACUUUCAAAGUUACUUGUAUAUUCAUCUUUACCGUUGUUUUGUAAAGAUGUUUCUGAAGGUACCUUUAAUGAUUUAAUUGAAAAAUGGGCAACUGAUAUUUGUCAGAUAUAUGAAGCUAGGAUUUCGGCUGUUGUAACUUUCUUGCAGGCUAAAAGUAUAAAACGACUACUAACUACUUCAAGAGCUGAAAAGCUUGAAUUAUUAAAAUUGUGGGAAACUUUUAAGAAAUCAAAAACAUUAUCCUUUGAAAAUUGUUCCAGAUCUGAUGAAUUAGAUACACUCUUGAAAGCUUUCGCGGCGAUAGAAGAGUUGUGUAUAACCUAUCAGAAUUUUGUGGAUAGCUUUUUUCACAUGUCUUCACCAUUAAACUUCCCAGAGUUUAUUAAAAAGUUUGACAAGAAGUCUAGGAAUUUUGAUUUGUAUCAAGUGAAGGCUAUGGAUUCCAACAGAGAUUCUGCCAAAUUAAAAAACCAGAUGGUAACCAUAGUUUUCCAAUCACAAUUUAACAGGUUCCUUACAGAGAUCAAUCAAAAUCUAAAGAUGAAUCAAUGGCAUACCCCGGCUGUUCUUUUAUACCUGGAAAAUCGUAUCAGAUGGUUAAAACCAACAGAUCAAGAAUUCUUGCUGAGUAUUUUAGUUAAAAUCAAUGAAAAACUAAAACAAGAUUGGGAAGAUUAUAUCAACGAGCAAACAGUUUUACACGAGAGAUCUGCUAUUGAUUAUAAAGCCAGAUAUUUGUUCCCAGCUAUUUUGAGCUUUCCAAUAUUUCUUAAAACUGUGGAAGAGGAAUUUGGGUACGCAUUUUCGAAAUUUGAGUUGUCCACUGAAUAUAGUGCUGAUAUUCUAACGUACUUGGAUAAAACUUACUGUUUGUGGGGAGCAUCUAUAGCUAGAUUGUUAGCUAAAGAGGAAAAAUUGGGUAAUAACAAUGUUUCAAAAUUACCAGCGGUAAGCAUAUCAGUGAAACUAGAGAAAUGCAUUUCCUUAGUACGGAACAGUUAUUGGUUAGUUGAAACUUUACCCAUAUUUCGUAAAGACAGCUUUAUGCAAAUUAUCCAACAGGCAAAACAGGUCUUUGACCGACAGAAGGAAUUUUACGCUGAUACUCUAUUACAUCAAGAAAUGGGUGACAUUUUCACUUUUGUAGAUGGCGCAUAUGGUUUGAUCAACUCCACUUCUAGUCGGGGAGAUCCGUCUAAAUGGGCUGCAUACAGUCCCCAACAUUUAAGCACCCUAUUGAGUAAACAUCCAUCGCAGCAGAUAGAAGCUAUGGUUGAUAAUUUGCAUAAAAAUAUGUAUGAACAUUUUUACAGUGAAGAAGGUUCCAAAUUUAUAGAACUGUUGUGUGAAAAGUUAUGGUCUUGCAUCCAAGGACAAACGGUUUCCUUUUAUUUGAAACUCUACUCGCUUAUUGAUAAGCAUUAUAAGGGAACUCAUAUCCAAUUUAAUAAGAAUGAUAUUAUUGGUGCUUUUGAUCGUCAUAAAAAGUCUUAA